AUGUCGUCAUCCGAAGCGGCGGCGGAGUCGUCAUCCGGUCCCUGCCAGGACGUGGACGCGGAACCGGAGCCGGAGCCGGAGCCGCAGCCGCAGCCGCCGCAGCGCCGCUGGGUGGCCCUCGUCUCCAACCCGGUCCUCCUCCUCGACGAGGACGAGCGUGCCCGGGCGAUGCCCCUCGGCACGAACGUCGACCUCGACCUCCACGACCCUCCACGGCCCUCGUACCUGGUGCUGCACCCCCGUAUCGUCGCCCUCGACCCCUGCGACGACUUCGCCCGUCAGCCGUCCCCCUACAUCCUCGCCGCCGACCGCUCGGGCCGCCUCCUCUUCCGCGUGAACAACCCCGACAGCAACGAAUCCUUCGAGGAAGAAGACGCCAUGUACCUCUGCAACACCCACGCCCGCAGGGCCACCAUCCUGCCCCCGGUCCCCUACCCUGGUCUCCGCAUCGAGCCGCGGCCACGCCGCAGCGUCGGCCUCAUCGCCAACCCCGACCCGACCCGCCGCGGCGACUACCUGGUCGCGCAGCUCUACCCGCGCGAGUCGGUCCUCCUCGGCGACAGGCUGCUCUGCUACUCCACCGCGACGUCGUGCUGGUUCCUCAAGCCGCUGCUCACCUCCCCCUCGCUGCGCAUGCGCAACCCCUGCGCCGAGAACGGAGUGCUCGCGCACGACGGGCGACUCUACUGGCUCGCCCUCGCCUACGGCGUCUUCGUCUGCAACCCCUUCGCCGACACCUCGCACCUGCGCUUCGUCUCGCUGCCCGCCGGCUGCGAGAUGUGGGAGGAGCUCUUCCACAGCGUCUACAUCGCGCAGCGCCGCCGCGUCGCGCCCAGCGAGGGCCUGCUCCGCUACGUCGAGAUCCGGGGCCUCUCCUACGAGGUGUUCGUGCCCCCCGACGUGGCGCCCCCGCCGGUGAACCCCAGCGUCUGGAUGUGGACGCUCGUCGACCCGGAGGCGGCGGAGCCCUGGAGGUUCGAGUACGAGGCGCCCUUCGCCGAGGUCUGGGCGCACGAGUCCUACGUCGCCAACGGGCUGCCGCACGGGGAGGUGCCCCACGUCGCGCUCGUUGACCCCGACAACCACGGCGUCGUCUACUUCCUCCAGGACUCCAAGCUCUUCGGCCUGGACGUGCGCGCCAGGCGGGUCAUCUCCUGCGAGGACUGCCCGGUGCGCGACGACCGCGAGAUCAUGCUCCGAAACUCCCGCCCCAUCCUCGACGCCUGGGAGCUGUCGCCACCCUCGCCCUCGCCCUCGCCUUCCGACAGCGAGCCUUCUUCGCCAUCUCCUCCAGAAGAGCUUGACGCCGUCGACAGGAUGGCGAUGGAGUGUAAUGGUCGCCGGAUGAUCCAGAACGUAGAUUCUUGGCUUGACACGACGAUGGACCUGCUGAACGAGACGGCCGAUGGAACCUCGUCGUCGUCGGGAUGAGACGAUGACCAUCAUCUUCUGAAUAUAAUCCAUCUCCUGUCGCCGGCGGCUUCCAUUUGUACGUUUCUCCUGGUGAUCAGUAGUGUUCUUGCCUGCAGCUUUCUGUCAGGGGACAUCUCAUUCUGAGUAGAUUAGUAGUGUUCUUGAAUGCUAAAAAACCAUCUCAUACCAGAUCAGAUCGCCUUUAUGAACAAGCUUGGGUAGGCGUAGGCUCUACUUCUAGUACUCUGCAAUAUCCGUGCUGUGGUUCUGUCCGGGAGAAGAGAACGUGUGCUCUGCUCUGUACCGUGCCUCUGUUCGCAAUCGAUCUGCAUCUGCUAAUGCAAAAUGGAAUUCAGUUUUGGUUCC
Sorghum bicolor (sorghum) is the source of this 1779-nucleotide messenger RNA. RefSeq lists its product as uncharacterized. The transcript is spliced from 2 exons. Lineage: Eukaryota; Viridiplantae; Streptophyta; Magnoliopsida; Poales; Poaceae. Bases 1 to 1431 code for a protein of 476 amino acids. The record is from RefSeq and is a predicted model, not a curated record.